ACACUGCGGUGGGGAGGGGGCCUGAUAAGUGUCCUGCCGCUCUGGCUCCGCACCUAUAGAUGGUCGAGCUGCCGGUAGCGGCUUCGCUCCCCCACAUGAACUUUUCCGCCGGGCUUCGCGCCUCUGCGCAUACCGGCUCCGCGCAGUCCGCCCCCGCCGCGGACGCCGAGAGACCGCCCGGGGCUGGCUUCGAGGUGCUGCCGGCGGCAAACUUUCCGCCUGGCGGAGCCGGAGAAGCUGCGUGCGCGGGUGGGUGUUCGUCCUUCCUUUAACUACUUGCGCGGCGCGUCUCCAUCCCCGGCCUCUCGGGUCAGUGCGGCGCUGUGCGGGGGGCGGCGCGGCGGAGGAGCCCCGCGCUCGUCCCCGGCGGCGGCCGCCGCUCCGGCCCGCCCCGCACGGGAGUGAAGGAGCCGGACUCCGGCGGGCUUUGCUGUUGUUGCUCCCGCAUCCACUGCUGCCGCAGCAGCAGGAAGAGGAUGGAGCGGGGCAAGGAGAACCGGGCGGCCGCGGGGGACAAGCCUGCCGAGCCCGAGCCGGCUGUGUCUUUCCAGGCCCGGCUGUGGAGGAACCUGCAGCUGGGGGGAAAGGGCCGGAGUAGCGGCAGCGGUGGGCGGGCGACUGCAGAGCGCCGCACCGCAGAGACCCCGGCCCCACCGCCGGUCAGCGGCAAGGGGGACCUCCCGCCUGGCGCCAAGUGGAGCGGCUUCAAGCGGCGGCGGCAAGUGCUGGACCGAGUCUUCUCGUCCUCCCAACCCAAUCUCUGCUGCUCGGCCGCCGAGCCGCUGGAGCCGGGCGGCGAGUCCGGCUCUGCCUCGUGCCGCCUGCCAGAACACCCCCAGGACAAGGGGCCGCCGGCCGGCAGCCGCCGCGACCCCGUCGCCGGGAAUGAGGGGCCCAAGGUCGGCAAGGAGGGACGCCGAGACGGGGCGCACCUGUCCCACCAGAAGAGCUCCUCGCUGCCCAGCACUGCUUGCCUGGAGCAGCUGCUGCAGGGCUCGCCUACCGCCGGCAGAAGGAAGGAGUCGCGGGCAGAGGACAGGGACGGCAGCGCGAGAGCAAAUUCUGUUGGAACAAGUAAUGAAGAUUUACCUUCCGAGGACCCCGGAAUGUACCAGCUGGACAUUACUCUCAGAAGAGGACAGCAUCUAGCAGCACGGGACCGUGGAGGAACCAGUGAUCCCUACGUCAAGUUCAAGCUUGGAGGAAAAGAAGUCUUUAGAAGUAAGACCAUACACAAGAAUCUCAACCCUGUGUGGGAAGAGAAGGCUUCCAUUCUUAUAGAGAACCUCAGAGAACCACUGUACAUAAAGGUCUUUGACUAUGACUUUGGACUUCAAGAUGACUUCAUUGGUUCAGCAUUUCUGAAUUUCACUUCACUGGAAUUGAACAGGCAAACAGAUGUUACCUUGAGUCUGAAGGAUCCUCAUUACCCUGACCAUGACCUAGGAAGCAUCUUGUUGUCAGUCCUGUUGACUCCUAAAGAAGAACAGCGAGAAUCGACAAUACUAAUGAGGAAGAGUUGGAAAAGAUCAAGUAAGUUUCAGACUCAGAGCUUACGACUGUCAGAGCUGCACAGAAAAUCUCAGCUGUGGAGAGGCAUAGUUAGUGUCACCUUAAUAGAAGGACGUGAGCUUAAAGCCAUGGAUGCAAAUGGACUAAGUGACCCUUACGUAAAGUUUCGUUUGGGACAUCAGAAAUACAAAAGCAAGAUUGUGCCAAAAACUUUGAAUCCUCAGUGGAGGGAGCAGUUUGACUUUCAUCUCUAUGAAGAACGAGGUGGAAUUAUUGAUAUUACCGUGUGGGACAAAGAUGCUGGCAAAAAGGAUGAUUUUAUUGGCAGGUGCCAGGUUGACCUGUCAACCCUGAGCAAAGAGCAAACCCACAAGUUGGAGAUGCCUCUGGAGGAAGGAGAGGGGUGCCUGGUGUUGCUGGUCACUCUCACAGCCUCAGCUGCGGUCACUAUCUCUGACCUCCCUGUCAACUCCCUGGAGGACCAAAAGGAGCGAGAGGAGAUACUGAAGAGAUAUAGUCCAAUGAUGAUGUUCCAUAACAUCAAAGACGUGGGAUUUCUUCAGGUGAAGGUCAUCAGGGCAGAAGCAUUGAUGGCAGCUGAUGUCACAGGUAAAAGCGACCCAUUUUGUGUAGUUGAAUUGAACAAUGACAGACUGUUGACACACACUGUCUACAAGAACCUCAAUCCAGAGUGGAACAAAGUCUUCACAUUCAAUAUUAAAGACAUCCACUCGGUGCUUGAAGUGACAGUUUAUGACGAAGACCGCGAUCGGAGUGCUGACUUUCUAGGCAAAGUUGCUAUACCACUGCUGUCUAUUCAAAAUGGUGAACAGAAAGCCUACGUCUUGAAAAACAAGCAGCUGACAGGGCCAACAAAGGGGGUCAUCUAUCUUGAAAUAGAUGUGAUUUUUAAUGCUGUGAAAGCCAGCAUACGAACCCUCAUGCCCAAAGAACAGAAGUACAUUGAAGAGGAAAACAGGCUGUCCAAACAGCUCCUGUUAAGAAACUUCAUCCGGAUGAAGCGUUGCGUCAUGGUGCUCAUCAACGCCGCCUACUACAUUAGCAGCUGCUUUGACUGGGAUUCUCCCCCAAGAAGUCUUGCUGCUUUCUUGCUUUUUCUUUUUGUGGUCUGGAACUUCGAGCUUUACAUGAUACCACUGGCUUUGUUGCUGCUUCUGGCAUGGAACUACUUCUUGAUUGUAUCAGGCAAAGACAACAGGCAGCAUGAUACAGUAGUGGAGGACAUGCUAGAGGACGAGGAAGAAGAGGAUGACAGAGAUGACAAGGACAGUGAAAAAAAAGGAUUUAUGAAUAGACUUUAUGCCAUCCAGGAGGUGUGUGUCAGUGUCCAGAAUAUCCUUGAUGAAGUGGCUUCCUUUGGAGAAAGAAUCAAGAAUACAUUCAACUGGACUGUCCCAUUCCUGAGCUGGCUGGCAAUUUUUGCCCUCUCUGUGUUCACCAUCAUCCUGUAUUUCAUUCCACUGAGAUACAUUGUCCUUGUCUGGGGCAUCAAUAAAUUUACAAAGAAGCUUCGAAGUCCAUAUGCCAUUGACAACAAUGAGCUACUUGACUUCCUCUCCAGAGUUCCUUCUGAUGUGCAAGUGGUGCAGUACCACGAGCUGAAACAAGACUCUAGUCACAGCCCGAGCAAGAGGAAGAAGAACAACACUGGCUAGGCAGUUUCACACGUGGAAGGAGACCAGCAUCUGCUGGGGCAAGAGGAAAGACAAAGCCUACAGCCUAAGCAGCAUUUCCUUUCUCUGAGCUCUGUAUUUAUUUUGCCUUUUUACCUAAUGGGGAGAUUUUGUACAUAGUGUAAAAAGGCAUUUCUCUAUUUUGCACUGUAAAGACACCUUUGAUGAAGGUUUCAAGCAGGGCUUGUUGGGGUCUUGUGGCGGUCUUGUGGCUUUUUUGAGUAGCCUCCUUAGGAAGAGCAACUUGGAAAGAAUCAGUCCACAGCAGUAAAACCACACUGCUGCUUGAUGGUCAAAGAGAUACCCAAAACACACUCAAACCAUACCGACUACAUCUCCAAAGGUGUAAACCUGGCUCCAAAACUCAGUCAGGUUUGAUUUGUGGGAGUUAAGAUUUUUACCCAGUGAGCCACUGUUAGGAUUUUUCUAUGUUUUGUACAUUUCCAGACAAAUACGAGGUAGUGGAGCCUCCUGCACUUCAGUUUUAGCCAGCUUGGUGGUUUUUUUUUCUGAACUCCAGACUCUGGUUGUUAACUCCUGGUGCAAUGUUUUCCUGGUGUGGUAGGGCUGCUUGUGAGACGCUGAGAAACACCAAGCGCAAAAGCCUCCUUCAGGAGCUCCCCAAAAGAGGUUCCUGCCAAUUUUUAAUCAUUCCAUUUUGAGACCUACAAAAUAAAAAAACAAAAAACAAGUCUCUCUGCCUCUCUUCCAGAAAAACUGCCAGGUUUGUAACCAGUUGCCUCUUGGAUUUUUCCAUAUGUCCCAGUAGGCUUCAUUUGUACUAUGUCGUUUAGUGAGCGAAGCUGGUAGCUCUGCUGUGAUGGAAACAACCAGCCAACCAUCUCCCAUCUUGCUUUGGGUGUUGAGCUAUGAACACCUUUGGUUUUUUUCUGUGCACACAACUGUUUUUUACUAUGGGAAUCUUGCAGAAAAGUGUUGGGGUUUUUGUUUUGUUUCGUUUUUUCUCUGCUUUCGGAUCACCAGGUCAUAUUUAGUUGUGCUUUAAGGUAUAUAACACCAUUACCUGCUACUGCUGUGAAAUAUAAUGUAGAGGUUUAAAAAAGGAAAAAAAAAAAAGGGAAAAAAGUUAAAAAAAAAAAAAAACAGCAAAAAGAAAAAAACCCAAACAAAAAGCAGUUGUGGUCAAACUGAUGAUGCCAGUUUUAUUUCCUUUAUGCUAACAAUGUAGUCAGCUCUUCUGAUACAGUUGUGCCCUGCUGCAUGAAAACUGCAUCGUUUUAUGAAUUCCAUGGGAAAUAGAGGAGAAACGUUUACAUUUCCAAUGUCUUAGUGGCCACUGCAUAACGAGUACUUGGGGAUAUAUCCUGAUAGCUGCAUGUACACUUCCACACUCAGCUCCCCACCUAGAGAGCAGAGACUUCAUUCCUGAGGCACUGCCUGUGCACAGCUCCUGGCUGGGCCGUAGCUUCCCGCUGAUGUCCGAAAGGGGAUUUUUUACCCUGGGAAGAAUGGCAGGGCUGCGUCCUCCAGAGGAGCUGCUCCUGAGGUCCUCUCUGGGUUACCUGUUGUUGGUUGCAGUUGCUGAUCCAGUUCUAUUGCACUACUCUAACAGUACUUUUUGAAGAGACUAUUUAGAGAUCCUUUGUGAGCAAAGGCAUAUAUAUUUGUCUAAAGAAUUCUGUGUUAGGUGCAUUGCUCAUGAAAGACCAUCCUGGAUUUGUUUCUUUUACAGACAGCAGGUUGCUGGCCCUGAUGGUGAUUUUGAUCUUUCUGUUUGUCUGUUUGCAAAAAUGCCAAUCAAAUGACUGUCCUGCAGAAGGUCUCAGACACAAACAUAUUCCUGCUAUGCCACAACCUCAGCAGGAUGAACUCACCACAGUGGCAUAACGACCUGGUGGUUCACCAUGUGCUGCUGCCUGGGGAGCUGCAUGCUCCUGACAAAGCCAGAGCCACUGAAGAGCUUCUUUUCUCCAAAGCUAAACAAAAGCAGCCCAAAUUUUGAUGUGAUGAUGUGUGAGUGCUUGCUGUCAGUUCUGCGGGGUCCUUCGAUGCGCUGCAAGCUCUGAACCUUCUCAGUGUUGCCUGUCGGUCUGUGUGUGGUCUCCUCUCAUGUAUUCUUUUCUGUAUUCAUAUGUCUCCUUUGGUGGUCAUGUCUGAGUGAGUUUGUGACACACAUCUACAGCAUUAAACACAGUUUUAAGCAUCUCUCUA
Pogoniulus pusillus (Red-fronted tinkerbird) is the source of this 5378-nucleotide messenger RNA. It is a transcript of the gene MCTP1, whose product is annotated as multiple C2 and transmembrane domain containing 1. Gene Ontology annotation, molecular function: calcium ion binding. The transcript has 21 exons. Lineage: Eukaryota; Metazoa; Chordata; Aves; Piciformes; Lybiidae. Gene Ontology annotation, biological process: regulation of neurotransmitter secretion. The coding region runs from base 477 to 3188 and encodes 903 amino acids. The record is from RefSeq and is a predicted model, not a curated record. Gene Ontology annotation, cellular component: synaptic vesicle membrane.